AAUUCUGAAAACUUGAAGCUCAUGUCUUAACAAAAUGACUCCAAAGUGUGCUAAAUAGUUAACUAUACUCAGAAACAUGCAGCCAUGGUGCACAGACAGGUUGAGUUGUAAACACAUAACACUUCUCUGAGUCACAGUCUAUGGUUUUGGUUCAGCUCCACACCCACACUUAGAGACAGUUUUGUUUGUUGGCAGCAAUAUAUGUGCUUCAGGGGAAACGAAACUACCAGUGUGAUCUUAGUUCGGUGCUGCCUAUUUCUAUUUUUUGGUCUGUUAUGGAAGAAGACACAGCAACGUCUGUAAAAUUAAACUUUACUGCACCAGCAGAUGUGGAGUGCAAUGUGUGCAUUGGAAGAAAGCGUAAAAAAGCCAAGCAGUCAUGUUUGGAGUGUUGUGCAUCGUUUUGUAAAACCCAUAUCGAUCUCCAUAACAUUCUGCAUGUGGGAAAAAGAUGCAAGCUUGUGGCUACUGGAAGACUGCAGGAGACGCUCUGUCCUAACCAUAACAAAGUGAUAGAGGCUUUUUGCCAGACAGAUCAGAAAUGUAUCUGUCGCCUGUGCAUUAUGGAUGAACACAGGACUCAUGACUUCAUCUCUAUUAAUUAUAAAGUGGCUGAGAAGAAAAUUAAACUUGUGAAAAUGCAGAAAGAGACCACUGAGUUAAUUCAGACCUGGGAAAAGGAGGAGCAAAAUUUGAAACAAGCUAUUGAGGCUUACAAGACAUCUGCAAAAGAGGCAGUGGAGAGAAAUUCAAGAGAGUUUACACAGCUGAUUCAGUCAAUGGAGAGGAGGCAAAGUGCAGUGAAAGAGCUGAUUGUAGCUCAGGAGGAAGCCACUGUGAAACAGGUUAAAGAACGUUUAGAAAGACUAAAAUGGGAGAUUACUGAUUUAAAGAAAAAAGAUGCGGAACUACAACAUCUAAAAAGGCUUUUUCAAGCAGACGAUAAUGUUCAUUUUCUACAAAAUGUAUCUUUGGUUUCUCACCUUACAAAGAGUAUCCAGAUCCCAGCUCUGUUGGUGCAACCACACUCUUUAUUUCAGCUUGCCACUAAAGCUGUCUCAGACCUUAUUAAACAACUAAACAUAAUCUGCCAGUGGCGGUUCAUGACAAUCUCACAAAGAGUCAAAAGCACAGGUAUUGUAUCUUCAUCUCAACCAAGGACACACCAGGAGCUCUUAAAAUAUGCAUCCAAACUUACUCUGGAUUUAAACACAGUGCACAAAUAUAUCAGUCUGAGCAAUAAGAACACAGUCCUGACUGCUGUUAACAUGUCUGUUGACUAUCCUAACCAUCCAAACAGAUUUGAGCGAAGGGUACAGGCAUUGUGCAGUGAAGGUUUGCAGGGUGCUCCACAAUACUGGGAGGUGGAAUGUGGAGUAAAUGGUUCAUGGGUUUGUAUUGCUGUUUCAUACAAGGGGAUAUGCAGAAAAGGGAAAACAGCCCCUCUUUUCGGAAGAUGCAAAAGCUCGUGGGCUCUGCGCAACUUUGGGGGUUUAUAUGAAUACUGGCACGACAAUAAAAGUAGAUUGCUUCAAGAAAAAUCCUCACUCGGAUCUAGAAUAGGAAUAUAUCUUGAUCAUGGAGCAGGAAUUUUGGCCUUUUACAAUGUCGCAAGCAACAUAAGCCUUAUCAUAAAGGUUCAAACUAAGUUUACCGAACCCGUAUAUGCCGGAUUUGGACUGAUAGGCACAGGCUCUCAAAUUAAACUCUGUGAUUUGAAUGCUAAGAAGUAAAAAAGAAGAAAAAAUGUUGCUAAACAAAGUAAGAAAUACAAUAAGCCAUUGUCAUAUUUAGUAUGUAAUAAUGUAAUGUAUAAUUCCUAAGCAUGCAUGCAUUUAUCUUUAGUAACCACUUUAUCCUAAACUGGGUUGAACACAAGGCAGGAAUUUUGCACUGGACAGAGUGCCAAUGCAUCGCAGAACACUCACUUACCCAUCCACCCAUGUACUCACUACAAGGGGCAAUCUAGUGCAGCAAAUACAUCUACUGGCAUUUUUGGUUGCAGGAAACCUGAGCAUCUGGAACCUAUUAUGACACUGGGAGAACAUUCCAAAUCUUCUUACAGACAUUUCCUGUGCCAUCAUGCCACAUGUUCCUUUUUGCAGUUUAGAUUUAAUUCUCAUUUUGCGUGUUAACAUGUUUAUUGUUUGUCUGGUGUAAAUAUUUAAUAAAAAAAGAAGAAAACAGGCACGUUUUUACUGGCAUGUAAUGCAAAAUAUAUGGUGGUGGGGUGACCUGUAUGUAAAAUUAAUAUACCCUGUGUAUACCCUGAAUAAAUGAGCUGUACUACAUGAAACAAUAAAGCCAUUGAGAUCUUU
Trichomycterus rosablanca is the source of this 2318-nucleotide messenger RNA. Its product is annotated as tripartite motif-containing protein 16-like. NCBI's taxonomy places the organism in Eukaryota, Metazoa, Chordata, Actinopteri, Siluriformes, Trichomycteridae. Bases 276 to 1733 code for a protein of 485 amino acids. The transcript has 6 exons. Gene Ontology annotation, molecular function: zinc ion binding; protein binding. The record is from RefSeq and is a predicted model, not a curated record.